AGAGCGCAGACGUGAAGGAAUAAAACACAAUCACGACAUUGCACACUGUGUGAGCAUUUCAAUGCAUUCUUCUUCCUGACGGCUUUAUUUCGUACUGGAUCUAAAACAAAUAGCAGCCAUUGCAAUAAAGUGCAUUCAGCGUCAUUGCUAGGACAUUCGCAUUCAACAGCUAGUUGACACAUAUUUGUUGUCGUUCGAUAUAGUGUUCAAAUUUAUUGUUUUACGAGUGUCCAAUAGAAAGCCGGUGAAAAUCACAUAAUGUAUUUGUCCAGCAAUACCAGGUGUGACGAAAUAUGGAGUUGUUUUUUUAUUUAAUGGUGUCCAGCGCAUUAAUAUAGAGUAGCUUAAUUUUUUAGAACCAGAUAUGAGCUUGAAGAUGUUAGACAUGUGCUAGAAAAGUAGUUCGUAUAUUUGAAAAACUGAGAAACAGUUUAUAGCAAGGAGAGAAACAAUUACAAUAAUAGCAUAAUAAACUUGAGCACGAGGAAGUGUAGAAUUACGUAAAGGUGCUGUGGUAACAAAGUAUUUAUGAUUAAUUCUGAAGGAAGAUUCUAGUUUUACAUGACCAAGUUACGAAAGUUUCCAAGUUUCCGAGUACUACAUCUUAGUAGGCGAAAUAGACUUAACAAAAUAAUGUUAUGUAAAAUUAUUAAAAUAUUUAAUAGGAAAUUCAAAAUGUAACAAAAGCGAUUUAGAUGUCUAAUAAGCUGACUUUGAGAGAUGAUAAUUUGUUAAAAUAUUUUUGUCAAUGUGUCUACUUUCAUGAAUGGGAAUAAAGACAAUGUUGCCGGUGUGGAAAGUGUGUGUUCAUCUGGACAAUCUCUCCUGUUAGAGAUUAUGACCAUUCAUUUAUCUUCACUACUACUAUCACUUAUUUCUGAAAUGGAACUUUUAGUGUGUUCAGCUAUUCUUGUUCUUAUCUCAUCAAACUCCGUCAAGGUCCUGGAAGCCGUCAAGACGGUGGAGAUCAGAAUAGAUCACCUAAAUGCCACACAGAUGAGGACCAGGAUAGCCUGCUGUCGGACUUCCCAGUGUGUUUGCCAGACCAGGCUAAGGGCGUGCCUGUACGAGAGGACGCGGUCAAGCUGCCCCGAGGCCACAUUCAAAGAGAGUGACUUCUUAGGUGGCCUAGUUCUGAGUAGAACGGAACCGUUGUUGAGAAUAGAGACGGAUGUACAAACACAGAGUCCAAUGCUUCAAGUUCAGCUAGUGUACGGAAUGGUUGGAGGCCAUGACAUGGAAUUGUUGGGACAUUUUCCUAUCGACUUAUCAGGUCUUCCAUUGGGUCCUAAUAGAGAUCAAAUCGGCUGGACCAAUUUUGAUUUAAAUACUAUGUCCAAGAUUAGCAUGGUGCUGCAGGUCAAGCUCUAUUGCAGUCCAACUUAUUAUGGUCCAAUGUGUCUCGAGCGCUGUGAACCGGAAGUCUCAAGAUUUCAUUGUACAGACGAUGGUCAACGUGUGUGUAUCGGCUUCUGGAAAGGUCCCAAGUGUGACUCAGUGAGCCCAUGCAUAUCCUACCCUUGCCUAAACGAUGGAACUUGUGUGGUCCAGGGAGAUGGCUACAUGUGUUUGUGUAAUCCUCUGUAUACAGGCCCUGACUGUUCAAUGGGCCUUGAUUCGUGCAAUGCACACCCCUGCCCUGAUGGUGCCACCUGUGUUGACCUGGUUGAUGGCUUCUCUUGCAUGUGUCCUGCACACAAAACUGGGAAGCUUUGUGAAACAGAUAUAAAUGACUGCAGAGCUCAUGGCUGUUUCAACUCUGGUCUCUGUGCUCAGAGUCAACUCAACUCCAGCUACACGUGUGUCUGCCCUAAAGGUUUUAUCGGCAAAAAAUGCGAACAGGAGCUGUGUUCUCCUGCUACCUGUCUCAACGGGGGGACGUGCAGGGUAGACAGCCACUCAACGUACACCUGUGAAUGCUUAAACGGUUACAAGGGCCUCCACUGCGAGGUCCUUUCAUCAUGCGAACCGAACCCUUGCAAGAAUAAUGGCAGGUGCUUCCAAAACACGAACGGGGAGUUUGUUUGCAGUUGCGUCGGGGAUUACAGAGGCACUCUUUGCGAACACCUCAACCCGUGUUCUUCGUCUCCAUGCAUGAACAACGGAAGAUGCAUUCUUGACGAACCUGGCGAACACUUUCACUGUCAGUGUCAGCCUUCAUUUAGCGGAGAACGCUGCCAGUUCCAAAAUCGAUGCGUUCCAAAUCCGUGUCAGAACUCUGGAGUUUGCAGUGCUGAUGGCGAUAGCAUAAGAUGCUCAUGCUUGUCUGGUUUUACGGGAAUGAACUGCCAGUACAGGGAUCCUUGUCUAGGAAUAUCGUGCAUGAAUGGUGGUACGUGUCGAAACUCAACCAAUGGUUUUGUGUGUCAUUGCAAAGAAGGAUACGAAGGAAACACGUGCGGAAAUCACGUGGCUUGCUCUCGCCUUCCUUGUCAGAAUGGCGGUCGUUGCAUCCCCGACGGCACAAAUUAUUUUUGCAGAUGUUUGUCCGGAUAUUCUGGAGCCAACUGCCAGAAAUUAACGCCAUGUUUCACAAACCCAUGUCAGAAUGGAGGAUCGUGUUACGAGUCUGCUUCAACUUACGUCUGUGUCUGCCCCGAGGGGAAGACUGGUAAAAUGUGCGAGAUGGAUCUUAUCCCUGGACCUUGCAGCAGUAACCCUUGCAUGAAUUCGGGCUCAUGCUUUCAAUCGGGGAAUACUCACGCGUGCAUAUGCCCCACGCAUUACACGGGUGCUCGAUGUGAGCAGAUUGUGACUAACACCUGUGCAUUUCAUACAUGUCUCAACGGAGGCUCCUGCUACUCAUCGAAGAAUUCAGCUGUUUGUGUUUGUCUUCCGGAGUUUAUUGGAGAAUUCUGCGAACUGAAAAACCCGUGCCUUGAUUCAGAAUACUCUGAAACGUGUAGGAAGAAUAGCAGCUGCUUGAGCAGAAAUCUGGUGGCAUCCCCUUGCGGGGCGUAUGGAAUUUGUCAGCCAUGCGAUAAGGGUCGACCGUGCAGUCCGGAGGGCAGGAACUACAUCUGCUCAUGUUUACCUGGAUAUCUUGGCGCCCACUGCGACAUAAGAGAUCCUUGCGUAACUUACGCAGCCUCUUGUUCUCAUGGCGGCACCUGCGUUCCCAUCCCAGCCCUCAACACGUUCACCUGCCAUUGUUCUUCAGGACAUACUUCCAAAGACUGCAUGAACACCUCACCUUGUCAACCGAAUCCUUGCCGCAACGACGGGAUCUGUUAUCCAAUUCACGCGCACUCGUCGUCUCGCUUCACUUGCGAAUGUAAAGCAGGGUUUAAAGGCCCUACCUGUGAAAUUAUAAACAACUGCUUAGCUAAGCCCUGUAAAAACAAUGGCGAAUGUCUGACGGAAGUGGACAGACACAACAAAGACAUCAGUGUUCGGUGCAACUGCCCCAUGGGAUAUUCUGGCUCAUAUUGUGAGAAUCCUGAAUCUUGCGUCCGUCAGCCAUGUUUAAACAAAGGAGAAUGUGUCAGCAGUUCUAAUGGGAUUCAAGCUGCGUCGUCAAAUGCGAAAGCCACGAAUGUUUGCGUUUGCCCGCACGGAUACCGGGGUCCUUGGUGUGAACGAGAGCUAACAUGCUUGGAGGUUCCGUGUCUCAACACUGGCAAGUGCGAGGCUGGUUCCGAUGGGGAACCAUAUUGUGUGUGCCCCGGACCGUAUCUGGGAAAGUUUUGCGAGGCAGAACUCUCUUGCGACACAGUGCCUUGUUUAAACGGAGGCGUUUGUUCCCACGGGCUGCGGUCGCUUCCAGCGACGACCCGCCAGCCGCGCUGCAUAUGUAUGCCAGGAUUUACGGGCAUGCGUUGCGAACAUCUGGACGUGAUCUAUGCAUGUUCUGUGCUGGUGUGUCAGAAUGGAGGUCGGUGUGUCCCUGAUAAGACCCUGGGCGGAGUGUGCGUUUGCCCCCAAGGAUGGCAAGGCGCCAACUGUGAGAAGGAGGAUGGACACUCGAAGCGACGUGAAAAACACAGAUGUGAUCACCAGCAUUGCUUCAAUGGAGGAACUUGUUAUAUCUCAGGUGAUGGGCGUCCUUCGUGCGUCUGCCCCAACGGUUUCAGAGGCGAGCGCUGCCUGCUGACUACUGACCCUUGCACCACGCAGCUCACCUGCAUGAACGGCGGGACGUGUAAAGCGCGACCUGGUGGUGAGCCUGCCUUCUCCUGCCUGUGUCCGGCUGGUUUCUCGGGCGCCAGAUGCCAGAUCAAGCCCAGAGACCCGUGCACUCCCAACCCCUGUAGGAACAGGGGUCGCUGCUCUGUUGACAGCAAUUACAACGGAUACAUUUGUAGGUGUGAACACCCUUUCACGGGAGACAACUGUGAGCUCAGGUCAUUCGGCACUUGUUUGUUGAACCAAUGUAGAAACCUGGGAACCUGUGUAGAGAUUCCCCCCAGUUCAUUUGUCUGUCGUUGCCUCAACGGCUGGCAUGGUCAGUUCUGUCAGACGUGGACAGGGGCCAGCGGAUUGUGUCCUCCCAACUUCUGCUCAAACCGAGGAGUCUGCUAUCUUGGCCAGGACAAUCACCCGGCGUGCAGAUGUAACAACGCAUUCGGAGAUCGCUGUGAGUUCACCUGCGGGGUAUUACAAAGUGGUCUAUUCCCCCAUCCCUUGGAGUGCACCCUCUACGUCAUGUGCGUCUGGGGCAAGCCCUACGUCAUGCAGUGCCCUCGAACUGACCUCCAUUUCAAUCCGAGCCUGAGAAUCUGCGACUGGCAUGGCAGGGCGGGCUGCGCUUCCAAGUCCAGACCACGUGACCAGGAGUACCUAGGAGUGAUGUGGAGGAUCAGACCCUGAAGCCAGGACCGUGGUUCAGUUGACCAUCAUUGAGCAGGAAUUAGCCUACUGCAUAGCAUGUCAAGUGUUAUCCUUUUUAAAUUAUUUUUUGGCAUUGACCGAAUACCAUUCCCACCCCCACCAUUUUGUAAAAUAUUUGUACGUAAUUUAUUAAUUACGAUUACUUUUUGUUUUAUAAUCGACUAUCAUUUUAGAUUUCACAUAUCGUUCUUUAUAGUAUGCAUGAUUUAUGGUUUUGCUAAUAUAAUGUGAUUCUUUUAGGUAUUCAGAAAAUAAGUAGGCUCCUAUAUGUUGGUAGAUUUUAAGGCUGGCCAAUAAAAA
Biomphalaria glabrata is the source of this 5130-nucleotide messenger RNA. RefSeq names its product neurogenic locus notch homolog protein 1-like. NCBI's taxonomy places the organism in Eukaryota, Metazoa, Mollusca, Gastropoda, Planorbidae. Gene Ontology annotation, cellular component: extracellular region; plasma membrane; protein-containing complex. Bases 763 to 4809 code for a protein of 1348 amino acids. The transcript has 13 exons. Gene Ontology annotation, molecular function: calcium ion binding; chitin binding. Gene Ontology annotation, biological process: cell communication; heterophilic cell-cell adhesion; establishment or maintenance of epithelial cell apical/basal polarity. The record is from RefSeq and is a predicted model, not a curated record.